AUGGCUAGUGCAGACAAUGUGACUGAAUUCAUCUUUCUGGGACUUUCUUCCAAUCCGAAGGUGCAGAGAGUUUGCUUUGUGAUAUUUCUGCUCUUGUACACAGCAAUUGUGCUGGGGAACUUCCUCAUUGUGCUCACGGUCACGACCAGCAGAAGUCUUGGCUCCCCCAUGUACUUCUUCCUCAGCUAUCUGUCCUUCGUGGAGAUCUGUUACUCCUCUACUACGGCCCCCAAACUCAUCUCAGAUCUACUGGCUGAAAGGAAAACCAUACCUCCAUGGGGCUGCAUGACACAGCUUUUCUUCAUCCACUUCUUUGGUGGCAUCGAGAUUUUUCUGCUCACUGUGAUGGCCUAUGACCGCUAUGUGGCCAUCUGUAAGCCCCUCAACUAUAUCACGAUCAUGAACCACCAGGUAUGUGCUGCCCUCGUAGGAAUAGCAUGGGUGGGAGGCUUUGUGCAUUCCUUUGCCCAGAUCCUUCUCAUCUUCCACUUGCCCUUCUGUGGCCCCAAUGUGAUUGACCACUAUUUCUGUGAUGUGCUUCCCAUGCUCCAACUUGUAUGCUCAGACACCUUCCUCAUUGGUCUGUUGAUUGUGGCCAAUAGUGGGGCCCUGUCCGUCAUCACCUUUGUGGUCCUUGUGGCGUCCUAUGUGGUCAUCCUGCUCCAUCUGAGGUCCCGGAGUUCCGAGGGGCGGCGCAAAGCGCUCUCCACCUGUGCGUCCCACAUCACCGUGGUUGUCUUGUUCUUUGGGCCCUGCAUCUUCAUCUACCUGAGGCCUUCUACCACUCUGCCUGUGGACAAGAUGGUGGCUGUGUUCUACACUGUGAUAACUCCACUCCUCAACCCUUUUAUCUACUCCCUCAGAAAUGCUGAAUUGAAGAAGGUGAUGAAGAAGCUAUGGAUGAGGAAAUUUAAACUAGAUGAGGAGUAG
Molecule: messenger RNA, 930 nt
Organism: Lepus europaeus (European hare)
Lineage: Eukaryota; Metazoa; Chordata; Mammalia; Lagomorpha; Leporidae
Product: olfactory receptor 4X2-like
Exons: 1
Coding region: 1-930 (309 amino acids)
Biological process (GO): G protein-coupled receptor signaling pathway
Cellular component (GO): membrane
Molecular function (GO): olfactory receptor activity; G protein-coupled receptor activity
Source: RefSeq, a predicted model, not a curated record